CCACCCUUCAAACCUUCAGCCAUUCGCCGAGUCUCCCCCUCUCCUGUCCUCCCUCCCUCUAUCAGUGCGCUGCUUCAAUUGCAGACCUGUCGUUGGAGGGGAGAGCAGACGGAGCCUCAGAUUCAUUAUGCAUUAGGACUGCGUCUGCCUGUGUCCAUCCCAGGGCUGUCGCCUGCAACGGUGAUGCGACCGACGCAGAGUCACCGCUGGUCGCAGAACUAGUCUGUCCGCUCCUGCCCUCCUGGUGGGCCUGGGUGGGAUCUCUGUUGUGAUGGUAUCUGGCUGUGAAUGGUGACAGUGAGUGGACACCAUGCAGGGCUGGCUCGGUAUCCGGCUCCUGUGCGUCCUACUUCAGCUCCACAUUGCAGUUUGGAGUCAUGAAGAAGAAACUGUGACUUGGACAUGACUUGUGGCCUUUGGAACAGCUUGUAGUAAAGGAAAAGAAAUGGAGGAACAAGUUUUUGUUUGUUUGCGGGGCCAGGCCUGGAAGCUAAUGGGUGCUUUUCAGGAGAUCGGGAACUCUUCAAGACCAGAAGUCAGAGGAAGUCAGCUAGCAAUGGCAAACCAGUGAUGAUUUAUCAGAAUGUACAGAACAUCGAUAAAGGCGUAGACUUGAGUAGCACAGAAAUGCCAAGAAGCACAAUAAAAAUGUCAUCAUUCAAAAAGUACACAGACCAAAGCAGACCUCAUCCUGCCAUGAUUGUCAAGUCUGUCUUACCUAGAGUAUCCAAUGAGCGAAGCAUUCAUUUUGUAGUGAACAAUGACCAGCAGUUAGAAAUUGAAAAGCUUCCUAUUCCUGAAGAUGACUUGAUUUCAGUGGCCAUACAAAUGGAUGUAAAAAAAUUGAAUGUCACCUUACUUCGGAUAUUCCGUGAAGGAAUAGCUGCAGCCUUGGGCCUUUUACCGCAGCAAGUACAUAUUAAUCAUCUGAAUGGCAAGAAGAACUGCAUUGAAUUUUAUAUAUCUUCAGUGAAUGAUAAAAGUGCCACGUUAGAUCCAAUACCUUCUGAUGAAGUGAUGCAAUCGCUCAAUGUAAAUAUGCUGCACCAAAGUCUGUCACAGUUUGGCAUAACACAGGUUACACCUGAGAAAAAUGUUGUGCAUGGAGAACAUGGGAGGGAUGGGAUUUGGAAUAAAGAAGGAGUCUAUGCUGUGGUUAUCUUCCUCACUGCCUUUGUUAUUGUCAUUACAUGUUUAAUGUUCCUAUACAGGUUGAAGGAAAAACUUCACUUUCAAGUCAACCAGGACAAACAACAGCAUCAGUCAAUCAAUCUUUCCUCUGUUCCUGUGCAGCAGUCACAGCCAGAAGUUAAAGUUGCAAACAGUAUGGUACAGCCUGGCUCUGUUUCUGGCACUGUAAGUGUUAACAUUGAUCCCCAGGGUCGGCCUGUGCCAGAAAUCAAGCCAUGUGUUUCUUCUGGUCCCUCACCAUUCAAAAUGAAGCCAGCUUGCCUUCAAGAAAGGAGAGGCUCAAACGUAUCGCUUACCUUGGAUAUGAGUACCUUGGGAAAUGUUGAAUCACUCAAAAUUGCUCCAACACCCCGUGACAAAAUAUUUCUGGAGUAUCUGCAGACUGCUAGCCGGGUGCUCACGAGGUUGCAACUAAGGGAAUGUGUAGCAAGCACCCAAUCCCUUCAAGCUGAAUUCAUGGAAAUUCCCAUGAAUUUUGUGAAUCCCAAAGAGCUGAAUAUUCCUUGUCAUGGAGCUAAGAAUAGAUAUAAAACUAUUUUGCCAAACCCACAUAGCAGAGUAUGCCUUAUACCAAAGAGUGAUGAUGAACCUGUUAGCAAUACCUACAUUAAUGCCAACUACAUUAGGGGUUAUCGUGGUCAGCAGAGGGCAUAUAUUGCUACUCAGGGCCCUAUGAUCAAUACAGUGAAUGACUUCUGGCGGAUGGUUUGGCAGGAGGACUGUCCUGUGAUUGUAAUGAUUACCAAGCUGAAAGAAAAAAAUGAGAAAUGCGUUUUAUAUUGGCCAGAGAAACGGGGAAUAUAUGGGAAGGUUGAAGUUCUUGUAAACAGCGUUACUGAAUAUGAGCAUUACGUCAUCCGGGACCUUACCCUUAAGCAUGAAGGCAAGUCUCAAAAUAUAAAACACUACUGGUACAAAUCCUGGCCUGACCACAAGACCCCAGAUAGCGCCCAGCCACUGUUGCAGCUCAUGCUGAAAGUGGAGGAGACCAGACAGAAAUCACCUGGCCGAGGACCAGUUGUUGUACACUGCAGUGCUGGCAUAGGGAGAACAGGCUGUUUUAUUGCCAUCACUAUUGGAUGCCAUCAGCUGAAAAAUGAAGGGGUCGUCGACAUACUGAGUAUCGUUUGCCAACUGCGAGUGGACAGGUAUAUUGUACUAUACAAAGUGCAUCAGGGCAGCAGACCAGAGAUGAAUGAAGUGUUGCAGCUGCAGAGAAGGUGCAAACAGAGAUCAGCAUUAACAUUUCAGAGGCCUAUUCAAAAGUCUGAAUACAGCAGGAAGAUGCUGUUCUUGAAUCUGUUCAUACUUGAAUUCAAAACUUUACAUCUUUUGCCCAACUGAAGAGAGUAGAAGCGAAUUUAACCCGGAUGGGAGUUGUCUUUGACUAUGUUGGUGGUUUCCUAACACAGUGGGACGUAUAGAUGGAGUCAAUAGAUGGAAGGCUGGUUUGCGAGAUGGACUGGGCUGUGUUCAUGACUUCCUGUAAUUUCUUGCAAUCCUGGGAAGAGCAGUUGCCAUACCACACUGUAAUACAUCCAGAUAGAAUGCUUUCUAUGGUGCAUCCAUAAAAUUUGCUAAAAGUCCUUGUGGACAUGCUGAAUUUCCUUAGCCUCCUGAGGAAGUAGAGACUUUGUGGUGCUUUCUUGACCAUUGAUGUGAGUGGACCAGGACAGAUUGAUGGUGAUUAUCACUCACAAGAACUUGAGACUCUCGACUAUCUCCACCUCAGCACCAUUGAUGCAGACCAGGGUGUGCCUUCCACUCCACUUCCUGAAGUCUAUGAACUGCUCUUUCAUUUUGCUGAUGUUGAUGGAGAGAUUAUUGUCUUUACACCAUGCCACCAAGCAUUCAAUCUCUUUCUUGUAUUCCGUCUUGCUUCUGUUUGAGAUCCAAUCUGCAAUGGUGGAGUCAUCAGCAAAUGGAAUUGGGGAGGAAUCUGGCCACAAAGUUGUGACUAUAUAAGGAGCACAGUAGACUGCUGAGUGCACAGCCUUAUGGGGCAGGAUAAUAGUGGAGGACGUGUUGUCGCCUAUUCUUACUGCUGUGGCUUGUUGGUCAGAAAGUAAAGAAUCCAAUUACAUAGAGAGGAGCAGAGAGCUAAGUCCUAGAGUUUGGUGAUGAGUUUGUUUGGAAUUAAAGCAUUGAAGGCAGAACUGUAGCCAAAGGUGGGAGCCUAAUGUAAAAAUCCUUGUUGUCUAGAUGUUCCAGUGAUGAGUGUAGGGCCAGAGAAAUGGCACCUACCAUUGACCUGUUACACCAGUAGGUGAGUUGCAAAUGAUCAAGGCAAUUUGGUAGGCUGGUGUUGAUGUGAGCCAUGACUGACCUCUCAAAGCACUUCAUAAUUAUAGAGGUCAGAACCACUGGGAAGUAGUCAUUGAGGCAUGCUGAAUGAUUUUUUCUUUGGCAUUGGGAGGAUGGUGCUCAUCUUAAAGCAGGUAGAGACUUCAGAUCGUAUUUGUUCUGAGUACAUUUCUUCUUGGUAGAGAGGUCAAUAACCAUUGAUCACAGUUUUUAGGCAAGAUAAUAAAGUGUGAA
Molecule: messenger RNA, 3729 nt
Organism: Stegostoma tigrinum
Lineage: Eukaryota; Metazoa; Chordata; Chondrichthyes; Orectolobiformes; Stegostomatidae
Product: receptor-type tyrosine-protein phosphatase R-like
Exons: 15
Coding region: 571-2535 (654 amino acids)
Biological process (GO): protein dephosphorylation
Molecular function (GO): protein tyrosine phosphatase activity
Source: RefSeq, a predicted model, not a curated record